Messenger RNA from Trichoderma breve, 441 nucleotides. RefSeq lists its product as uncharacterized. The record is from RefSeq and is a predicted model, not a curated record. Lineage: Eukaryota; Fungi; Ascomycota; Sordariomycetes; Hypocreales; Hypocreaceae. The coding region runs from base 1 to 441 and encodes 146 amino acids. The transcript has 2 exons.
AUGGCUGGCUCUGCUGAUGCGGGUUACACUCCUCUGUAUCCGGUUCCCGAUGGGCUUCCCGACGCCGAGAUCCGGACUUUUAUCACCAACUUUUACAAAAUAUCCGAUAAACCGGAGGCGAACGAGCAGUGGGUUGAUCAAUUCACCAAGGAUGCGCGUGUAACUAUUGGGCCUGAGCUCCGUACUAUGCGCGAGGGAAUGUGGUCCGUCGUGGCAUCGCGAAAGCACACAGUCACCAAAGUGUUCCCGGGGCGGUUCAACGACAAUGAAGACAGCAAGGGGGCCGAGCUGAUGCUGCAUGGCGACGUGGCGUACAAGACCAAGGACGGCAACUCGAGCACCGUUCCAUGGGCAGGACAUGCGAUUCUAAAAAAGGUGCAGGUUGAGGGCGGAGAGGAGGCGUGGAAGUUGGCAGAGUACCGGGUAUAUCUGCUCAAGUAG